Molecule: messenger RNA, 1464 nt
Organism: Exophiala aquamarina CBS 119918
Lineage: Eukaryota; Fungi; Ascomycota; Eurotiomycetes; Chaetothyriales; Herpotrichiellaceae
Exons: 1
Coding region: 1-1464 (487 amino acids)
Biological process (GO): protein O-linked glycosylation
Cellular component (GO): Golgi apparatus
Molecular function (GO): alpha-1,3-mannosyltransferase activity
Source: RefSeq, a predicted model, not a curated record
AUGUUAUUCAAUUAUUCGGGAGCACUCACCAAACAUCGCUUCCUCACUAUAGCCGGCUUGGUCGUUCUUUUACUCCUGUCACUGUGGACAUUUAAACGAUCCGGCAAUGUACCACAGUUAUCCGUUCCCGAGCAGUCGAUUGAUAGUCCUUCCUCCGAUACACAAUAUGCCACCGCCUCCAAGAUCGCCGAGUAUAUGCGCGCCCAUCCCUUGGACCCUUCCCGAUUUGGGGAAAUGGGAAAGAGAAUGCAGACUCUGAAAGACUGGAUCAAUCAUGUGGAGACGGUGACACUUUCCCGGCAGGAUCAGGAUAAGUGGUCUGAGAUGAUUGAGAAUGUGGCCAUAACACUGGUACCUUUCAUCAAAGAGCCCGGCAGUCACAGCAAUAAAUCGCUAGAGCAGCUACGUGGUAGAUUUGUUCGCGGUUCUGAAGGGCUUGUGAUAACCACGGGCAAGAAGCGCUUCCGUUAUGCAUGCCAUCUCAUUCUGAGUCUGCGUCACGUUUUAAAGUCAGAAUUGCCAAUACAGAUUGCCUACGCCGGAGAAAAUGACUUGCCAAAGGCCUACAGGGAUUUCAUUGUUGGGAUUGCGCCGGGCAUAACAACUUUCGAUGUGACAACUGUCUUCGAGGACCAAACAUUAAAUCUACCCAACGGAGGAUGGGCAAUCAAAGCCUUUGCGAUCCUUGGGAGUACCUUUGAGCAGGUGAUGCUGCUUGAUGCAGACGAUGUGUUUCUGCAACCACCAGAUGUCAUCUUUGCAGAGCACCCUGAUUACCUGAAAACCGGUACUUUGCUUUUCCACGAUCGCCUGCUUUGGCAAGGUGCAUUUAAGGAGCGACAUGCCUGGUGGGAGAAGGAAUUGGAGAAUACCACGCUCAGUGAUACCAUUAAGCAAUCCAAAGUCUUUAUGGAGGGCUAUGCCGAAGAAGGAGACUCCGGGGUUGUGGUGGCCGACAAGUCUCGUCUGGACGUCUUCAUUGGUCUCCUUCACAUUGGAUGGCAGAACACGAGGGAUGUCCGUGAAGCAUAUACAUAUAGGCAGGGCCAUGGCGACAAAGAAAGCUGGUGGUUUGGCUUUGAACUCACAGAAACUCCUUACUCGAUGGAACCACAUUAUGCAGCCAUUACUGGGCACGCGAAAAUCGGCCAGGAUGGGAACAGAGAAGACAGAGUAUGCAGCUUUACUAUUGCCCACGUCGACCACAAAGCCCGGCUAUUAUGGUUCAAUGGUAGCUUUUUGAAGAAUAAGGAAAUCGAUUCGGUGGAUUUUGACGUUCCAACCGAAUGGAUGAUCGAUGGGACUUGGGAGAAGGGUGCUACCAAGCAAGAUAUGAGUUGUAUGAGUGGAGCAGAGGUACAGUCAAUAGACCAGACUAUCGUCCAAUUACUCCAGGAUUCCGUCGAACUAGCAAAGCAAACAGACGACCAACUCCGCGCACAGAUCCCUGAGUCGGUGCCCUGA